AUGAUUUUACUGGAAAUUGAAAAUAAAAUUGUAGAAACUACUCUUAAGAGUAGGCUAAACAGUCAAAAGCCUGACGCCGUCGAUCAAACGGUUGCUGACUACGAUGGCGUGGUAUUUCAUAUUUCAAAUCCAGGCCGGGAUAAAAGUAAAAUAAUGGUUAGCAUUUCUAUAAGAUCCUAUGCUCAACUUCAACAACAUGGCGUCGAUGAGCAUCUGGCUACAAUAUACGGCAACUACCUAACCACCCCGGAGGAAGGCUAUGAUGUAUCUCUGUUGUUCGAUUUGGAAAAUCUUUCAUCCGAUAAAGAUAUCCUCAUAAGAAAUGCUAGCCUCUUGAAGCGAAACUGUGUAGCUUGCGUGUUUGAGAAAUACUUUGAUUUACAAAAGCAAUACGAAGAUCAAGGAGUACAGAGUAAAGAUUUUGCAAUUAUAAACUAUCGCGAAGAUGAGACACUUUAUAUCCAGGCGCAGAAAGAUCGAGUUGUUGUGAUUUUUAGCACUCUUUUCAAGGAUGAGAAUGAUAUCAUUAUUGGUAAAGUUUUCAUGCAGGAAUUUAAAGAAGGAAGGCGUGGUCGCCAAGAAGCUCCACAGGUGCUGUUUAGCCAUAGAGACCCUCCACUUGAGCUACGUGGCACUAGUGCUCGUAUUGGAGACAACGUUGCUUACAUCUCAUUUGUUCUUUUUCCUAGACAUACAAAUCCCAAAAAUCGCCAAAAUACAAUCAAUGUAAUUCAUACUUUCCGAAAUUAUUUACAUUAUCAUAUCAAAUGCUCAAAGGCGUACCUACAUUCUCGGAUGAGAGCUCGCACCGAGGAUUUCUUGAAAGUUCUUAACCGAGCCAAACCUGAGAAAGUCUCCGAAAAGAAAACUAUAAGUGGCAAGACUUUCGUUAGGAGAUAA
Messenger RNA from Trichoplax adhaerens, 900 nucleotides. RefSeq lists its product as uncharacterized. NCBI's taxonomy places the organism in Eukaryota, Metazoa, Placozoa, Uniplacotomia, Trichoplacea, Trichoplacidae. Gene Ontology annotation, molecular function: structural constituent of cytoskeleton; actin filament binding. Gene Ontology annotation, biological process: Arp2/3 complex-mediated actin nucleation; actin filament polymerization. The record is from RefSeq and is a predicted model, not a curated record. Bases 1 to 900 code for a protein of 299 amino acids. Gene Ontology annotation, cellular component: Arp2/3 protein complex; actin cytoskeleton. The transcript has 11 exons.